GCAUCUUCAGCGCUGCCUGCCAGUUGUGUGAGAAGAUGCUCUCGUUAUACGCGCAACAUUAUCAUGAGGUUGGAUUGUACAUAUUUUUCAAAGUUUAAGAAAUACCUCAAGGAUUUUCAUCUACCGGGUUUGGGAUGUUACCGAUAAUUAAAGGACCAGAGGACAUGAAAUCAUGUAAUUUAUUCAGUUAAAGAACAACGGACUCAACAGUUUGUUUCGGGGUGACAUACCGAGUGCGACUCACACCAGCACCGUUAGUAGCGAUCACCAGUCUUCUGUUGAAAUUGACCGUUGACCGAGGAGCUAUUUCACUUUUUUAUUUUGAGGGUUGAGUUGGGCAGACGCUUAUCUGAUGAUCAGUCCACCCUCUACUCUGACAUGCACUGAUUCCCUGUGAUGUUGCAGGAUGAGCGCUGAUUUGGAGCGCGUUUCGACCAGCACGUCGGUGAACUCGGACUCCCGCGCGCUGUCGGCAAACGUCCGCAGGCUCCACAACGAUCUCAACCUGCUGCUCACCGACCUGGAGAGAGAGCAGUUUAUUCACUGUCUCAAUGUGUACCACGCCAAGCGCAACGUCUUUGACCUGGUUCGAACUCUAGAAGUGAUUCUCAACACUUCCAGCAAACGUCAAAUGCUGCCCAUGCUGCGCCUGGUCAUCCCAAGGUCCGACCAGCUGCUGUUCGACCAGUACACGUCCGAGGGACUCUACCUGAAGACGGAGCUGCUCCCCAUAAACGGCAAAGUUGAGCGUUUUGGAGACGAGGGUGACUUAACUCUGCAUAAAUAUGUCAGUUCGAUGCAUGAGGAGCCCUCCUCAUCCGGCUGUGCGGACGGUUCCAGCGCUACCAUCGAUAUGUCUCCAUCCAUGGCCCCGAAGUUUCUCGAAGGUCCGUUUACAGAAGUGCGCAAAGUUACCCUGACGCGUUCCAGAAGCCACGAGGGUCUGGGUUUCAGCAUCCGUGGUGGGUCGGAGCACGGAGUGGGAAUCUACGUGUCCCUUGUGGAGCCGAGGUCGUCGGCCGAGGCACAAGGACUGCGGGUCGGGGACCAGAUACUAACCGUGAACGACGUGAUGUUCGACAAUGUUACUCACAAGGAAGCCGUGAAGGUGCUGAAGGGAUGCAAUAAGCUGACCAUUUCACUGUGUUCCAUGGGUCGGAUCCCUGGAGGCUACAUCACCAAUCACUUGUACAGUUGGGUGGAUCCUGUGGGUCGGAGAGUCUCACCGCCACCUGACAGCCAGGAGGCCAACCAGAGGCAAGGGCAUAGCAUGUUGGAGAGGACGGCAAGUCUAAAUAUGGACAGUGGUCGCUCCCUGGGCCUAAUGAUCAGAGGUGGUGCGGAGUAUGGACUGGGGAUUUAUAUCACUGGAGUUGAUCCUGGAUCUGCUGCAGAUGCUGGUGCACUAAAGGUGGGUGACCAGAUCAUAGAAGUCAACAAUCAGAGCUUUCUCACCAUCUCCCAUGAUGAGGCAGUUAAAAUCCUGAAAACAAGAAACCAGCUACUGAUGAAGGUGAGGGAUGUUGGUCGUCUGCCUCAUGCACGCAAAGUGGUGGAUGAAACCAAAUGGAUCUGCAGUCAGCCUGAAACCAAUGCUACAGCUAUCCCAAAUUCUGUCACCAACCCCAAUGCCAAUGCUGGCAUCGAAGCGAGUGUCAGUGCUUGCAGUUCAAGACCUUCCUCAGCCAAGUGUACAUCUGUAUUUGGAAAGCCAGCAGUAUGCAGAGGUGGAGACCCGCCAGAGGCUCAGGUGGCUCUGGAGCAACAGGCCUACAUUCUGCUAACAGAGCCAGAGAGGAAAACGAUGGCCUACUACCUACAGGAGUACCAGGAGGGACACAUAGAAGUGCAACCUCUGGCCAUGGCUCUUUUUGAGCUAUUUAAUACACAUGCAAAGUUGUCAAUGUUAUUUGAGUUGAGGAGUCUGGUGGCUCCCCAGGACCUUGAGUUAUACGACAAGCUGGUGUCACAUCGUGAGAGGGAGGCCAACCAGACCUGGCAUGGGGGCCUGAGAGCGCCAAAUCCUCAUGUCAAUUUCAGCCACUCGGCGUCUGUUGUCCAUGAUGCAGAUCACGCUGUCCCUUCUACGGAUGAAAUGCAGGCUUCAAAUGAAUCUUCUCCAAUCUUCAGUACUGCUCUUCUCCAGGCUCAGAGGUCUAAAAGGAAAGAGCUUGGCCCAAAGCCUUCAUCUCAGCAGUUCCAGCCCCGUUCCAGCUCACCAUUUACUGGCUCCACCUGGCUGCUCCAAGAGUUGCUCCACAAGUCGCUCAAGGCCAUCCCUUCCUCCCACCAGUUCUCACCAGUCUCUGCCUACCACACAUGCUCUGGUGUAAACCCCCACGUUUUGCCAAAUGCACUCCAUAACACCUGCCAGAAUUCCCUUCAACUCUCUGAACACCACAACCAUCCCCACUUUGCUCAUCACUUCCACCACCAGGCUGCCCUCUGUGGCCCACCCAAUUCAGGAUACAACACCUGCCCAGGCUUCUUGCAUUACAGGGAUUCUGCUAGCUGUCCUAAGCCAGAGGCAUCUGUGAAACCCACUUCCAGAUCAACCUCCUAUGAGAAGUCCUCCUACUUGUCAAAGUCUGUGUCAUCUUCCAGGGCAGCAUCACCCAUGCAAUCACCUUACGCAUCACCACAUCUUUCGCCAUGUCCCUCCCCCUGCCCCUCUCUCAUGUCACCUGCUGCUGCACCCUGUAGUCCUAUCCGGACCUGCUUACCUGUCCUCACCAAGAACUUCAUCAUAACAAACAUGAACCGGCUGUCUGCAGACUCCAGACAACAGCAAAGAGCUGCCACCCUGUCCGAGCUGUCAGACAGUGGCCAAACUCUGAGCGAGGACAGCGGGGUGGAUAUAGCUGAGGCAGGAGGCCUCAAUAAAGAAGACCGCAGCUCUCAACCCAGCAAGAACCAGCAAAGCAAUCUGGAACACCCAGGGACCAGACAACAGACUGGCUCACCUGUCCCAGUUCCCACAGCUACCUUGGUACGAGUGGUGAAAAAUGCCAACACUCUUGGAAUUGCAAUAGAGGGUGGAGCAAACACGCGUCAACCAUUGCCACGCGUAGUCACUAUUCAGAAAGGAGGCUCUGCUCAUAACUGUGGUCAGUUGAAGGUGGGUCAGGUCAUCCUUGAGGUCAAUGGAAUUUCCCUGAGAGGUCGGGAACACAAGGUUGCUGCCCAGAUCAUAGCUGAGGCAUUCAAGAACAAAGAUAAUGACCAAAUUGAAUUCCUGGUUGUUAUGCAAUGAUCAUGACCCUCAUUUGAAAGGGAUUAAUGAAAAAAUAUUUAUGAUAAUUUCACUGACUAGUAUUUGCGCGAUUUUAAUUUGGAUAAUGAUAUUACAUUCAUAUUUGCCAUACGCUCAUCUCAUCUCACGCAUAUGUGAAUUAAAUGCGGUUUACUUCUGUUUCACUAAGUUUUGAAACCCUGGAUUGUUGUAUACUGUAUGUCUGGCUGUAUUAGUACUGUUACUGUAUCGCAUCAAAUAAUUCAAAUUUUGAAGCGUGUUGUAUUCAAUGUUUUUGAGACACUAUCUGGGAAGGUAGGGCUACUCUGAAUAUGUUGAAAUUCUAAUUUCAGAAAGGAUUUUAACUUUCAUGUCAUUUCUUUCUGCUUAUUUUCAAAAUAAGCAAGAUGAGCCACUAUUUCUUAUUAGGGUAACAUUAAAAAUGACCUCAGCCAAAACAAUAAUAUACAUCUGUCACUGCACUUCUUGGGGGUAUGGUCAACGUAAUUUCUACCUCCAAAUAAGGUGUUAGCCAAUCUACUUAAGUUUCUGGAUUGUUUACAACCUGUCGAAUAAACUCACCACUCAUGUUUCUUGAACUGAAAUACUUUUUUUGGAAUCCCGAUAUCUGAGAAAAAAGACAUGAUUGAAGUGUAGAUAAGGUAAAAAGAAGAGUGCUAUAUAUUUGUCAUGUCACUAAAAGAAUGAAGAAUAUGAUUUCACAAUCUUAGCUUCUGUUUUUACUACACAGUUUUUAUUAAGGUUCAGUCAAAUUAUGAUAUUAAAGAAAUUAAGAUAACUGCUUGUGCACCAUUUAAGGUUACAUUAUUAGAGAAAAUGUUCUGCUACCCGGUGUCACAGGAGAACAGUGAUUAGGACCCAAACACUGACCACAGGAGCCAGUAUCGGGUAACAUCAUCUUUUAUUUGCACCAGAAGAAAGUGUAGAGCCCGAGGUCCGACACCGGCUCAGGCAGAUCACAGUGUGACUCCUGUGGCUUGAACCCGGGGGCAGCUGGAGUAAAGAACUCUGGGAAAAAGACAAAACGGACUGACAACCCAGGCCUGCAAAACCAAGGUUGGAAUACAGCAAGUGAUGAGUUGGUCGCAGCUGUGCACCUCUUGGGAAUCGGUGACGUCUGGAGGUGGGACCAGGAACACACCAACAAAACAAAACCACACAAAAACACAAAACAGGGGGUGACCGACACAUGAAAGAGUCUUAGGGGGAAAUGGAGGCAAAACACACAAUGGGUCAGACAUGGAUCCUGACACCCAGAUGAGUUCACAUGGAAGGGAAAUUCUACUACAACGGACUGAAUUUGUGUGACACACUAAAACAUCAUUUCUGCAUGUAUUUGCAUAUCUCAAUCAGCAUAUCUUGGCCAAAUAAAAUGACAGUAUUGAA
Molecule: messenger RNA, 4639 nt
Organism: Gasterosteus aculeatus aculeatus (three-spined stickleback)
Lineage: Eukaryota; Metazoa; Chordata; Actinopteri; Perciformes; Gasterosteidae
Gene: whrnb
Product: whirlin b
Biological process (GO): auditory receptor cell stereocilium organization; sensory perception of sound
Cellular component (GO): plasma membrane; stereocilium tip; cilium
Molecular function (GO): protein binding
Source: RefSeq, a predicted model, not a curated record